AUGGAUAACCAGACAGAAACGAUGUGGAAUGAUACCACGACCAAUUCCGCGCUAACGCACACAUGGAGGACGAAUACCACCGAAGCACUGGCCAUCUCAGAUACAACUUUAGAAUGGCACAACAAAACAUUAUCAAACAUACUGGACCAAAUAAACGACAAUUUAACAUCAUACUUUGAUAUAGUCGACGAUGUGUUGCCGCUUUCGCGUGACGGCAACUCGAGCAACCUUACACUUGUUCUGAAUGACUCUAAUCUAAAUUCCAGCGGACCGUCUCAUUAUAAUAAGGAGACUCGUAUCAUAGCCGCAUGGGUGCUAUUCGCAUUCGGAAUAGUAGGAAACAUACUCGUUUGCCUGUGGAUGUGGACAAACAGGCGUCGCAAAUCUAGGAUGAACCUGUUUAUUUUGAUGUUAACAAUCGCCGAUCUAAUGGUCUGUUUUCUUGCCAUGCUCUAUGUAAUAAUAAUAGAGGAAUUAAACUAUAUUUGGAUUGCAGGCAAUGUGAUAUGCAAAGUAUUUAAUUUUGUACAGAGUGCCGCCAUGAUGGCGUCUACUAAUAUGUUAGUUGUAAUCGCGGUUGAUAGACACCAGGCCAUACGUAGCCCUCUGAAGGAAGCAUUCUCUGCUGGCAGAAUGGUGUGCAUUGCAUGGGCCACAGGAUUUCUGUGCUCUACUCCACAGUUAUAUGUAUGGAGUGUUCAUACAUCCAAUGGUAUUUCACGAUGCGGAUGGCCAAUCGGGACAACUCAGCAAGAGAAACAGGCAUACAUCACGUACAUAGCCUUUAUUGUGUUCUUCUUGCCGUUCAUCAUCAUAAGCGUUGCAUACAUCCGGAUUUUCAAGAAGAUCGCCGACAAAGCCCACGACAGCAGAAAAGAGCCACGUAAGUCGUCUAUAAAACAAGGUAGAAUCCACUUACAGAGUACAGGAUCGGGAUCGCUAAGCAAAGCUAAGAUAAAAACGUUGAAAAUGACUGCAGUGAUCAUCUUUAUGUUCAUUAUCUGCGGACUGCCAUUCUUCAUUGCCGAAAUGUGGAGAUCUUACGGUAAUCCGGAUACCAUGCCGCUCGAUGUUUACGCUAUACUGGGGAUCUUUGCAGUCUCCAACUCUACAACCAAUCCUUAUGUGUUUCUUCUGUUUAACAUUAACGACAGAUUUCUUAAUGAAUUCGAGAGAACAUUCGGUGUGAGGUGUCCGUGUCGACAGGAGUCUGCUCGUACCAAGGGUCAUACUUACUCGGCCCCUUUUAGAUCCCGUGGUCGAAUAGCAAAAACAUUUGACGCCACGCAAUAUAAUUAUAAUAGACGCCAGAAAAAUAAAGAGAACAUAGAAGUAACAAUAUUACCAUCAAGCAGUAGUAGUGAAAAGGGAUUCUCCCCCGAGAAGCAUCGAUGUACCCGUCUUAUAGGUAGGGGGAAAGAGUUCAAGGUCUAA
Molecule: messenger RNA, 1434 nt
Organism: Saccoglossus kowalevskii
Lineage: Eukaryota; Metazoa; Hemichordata; Enteropneusta; Harrimaniidae
Product: neuropeptide S receptor-like
Biological process (GO): G protein-coupled receptor signaling pathway; cellular response to hormone stimulus
Cellular component (GO): plasma membrane
Molecular function (GO): G protein-coupled receptor activity; peptide binding
Source: RefSeq, a predicted model, not a curated record